This is a messenger RNA of Numida meleagris (helmeted guineafowl), 994 nucleotides long. RefSeq names its product testis expressed 47 (gene TEX47). The record is from RefSeq and is a predicted model, not a curated record. NCBI's taxonomy places the organism in Eukaryota, Metazoa, Chordata, Aves, Galliformes, Numididae. The transcript is spliced from 7 exons. Gene Ontology annotation, molecular function: FAD binding; blue light photoreceptor activity. Bases 1 to 753 code for a protein of 250 amino acids.
AUGGCGGAAGGGGCGCGAGCGGCCGUGCGGAGGAACUCGCCGCAGCCGCUGGAAUUGGAGCGAAGGGACCUCCUGACCGCGCGGCGGUGGGGGCUGCACCGCACCCUGCAGUGCCGCGUCCCGCUGCAGCGGCUGCUGGUCGUGGCCCGGCUGCGCGAGGAGGUGGAGGCGGAGGAAGUGGCAGGUUAUCACAGAGAAUUGUUUGAAGAUGCAUCAGAAUACUACACGAGAGAACAAGUCUCAGGGCUGCUGCUUCUCAGUUCCAGCCAUGUUCUUCAUGUAGUGGAAUCUUGCAGUAGCACAAUAUAUUUUCUCAUCCGAGCUCUUGCUUCUCUUCAAAAUCAGGGUUCUAGUGCUCUUCUCCAGGAAAUCAGAGUGCUGGUGGUGGCACCCAACAUCCCAAGCAGGCUGUUCCCAGUGUGGCAUGUGGCAGUGGUGACGUCUCCUGUGACACAUCCGGAAGACUCAGCGCAAUCGCAGUCUAUAGAAGAGGUGGUCACAGAGUGUCUUACGCUCCUGAUCAAUGUGUCAGCCUAUGUGCUAAAAUCUGCUGAGGAUGAGAGCGAGGCCAGCAGUGACAGUCUGUGCACUCUUGCCCCUGAGCUGCUCAUCCCAGCAGAGACUAUUGGCUACUUGUUUAAAGCUGAAGAAUGUGCAAGCCCUGUAGAUUUUCUGAGAAUGUAUUUGAGUCCGUUUCAGCUUGCCCUGGAUUCUGAAGUCGUAUGGCCCAUUCCCUUGCACUUAUCUGCCUGAUGCAGUCUGUUCCCAGCAUUUCUCCUUGCAGCAGGACUCUCAUGUUUCACACAAAUCCACACACAAAGAUGCAUGGCUCCCACUGCAGUCCGUGAGGCGGGAGGAGCUGAGCAGCAGCAGCUGCAGAACCCAGGGAUAACAGCACAGCGGUGGGUGUGGAACUACCAUCUCUGAUGGGCUGCAGAAGUGGCCAUAUUAGUGAUGCACUUGAAUAAAUAUGCCUUAGGCUGAUUAAAGGCGA